This is a messenger RNA of Ustilaginoidea virens, 3498 nucleotides long. RefSeq lists its product as uncharacterized. Lineage: Eukaryota; Fungi; Ascomycota; Sordariomycetes; Hypocreales; Clavicipitaceae. The transcript has a single exon. Gene Ontology annotation, molecular function: protein binding. The record is from RefSeq and is a predicted model, not a curated record. Bases 1 to 3498 code for a protein of 1165 amino acids.
AUGCCCACCAUUUAUUCUUCGUUAUACUCGAAUUUCAUCCGUCAAGGAUCUACAUUCGCAAAGUCCAUCACAACACACGGCUACGCCCAGUCUGUCGUAGCCGCUACUCAUCCGCACGUACUCAACUCGCAAAACCGACCGGUUUUCCGACGCCGUCCCAGUCACCGCCUCAGUCGUCUUUCUACCCUCCAGCUUCAUUCUGCGUUCCACACCGAGCGAAGCAGCGGCGGGUUUUCCGACCAUCGUACCACCCAUAAUCAUGGAGGUCUAGACGCCUACUUUGAGGCCCUGCAAAACAAGCAGGUUGCCGGUGAAGCUGACAAGGAGUGGACGCAAUUCGAAUUUCCAAAACGGAUCGAGUGGAAGCCUAGCUCCUCCGCCGUUCUCCAAAGCCAAGAUGCUGCCGCCGUGGCCCCCCAAGCCGCAGAGGCCGCAGAGGCCGCAGAGGCCCUUUCUUCCAUUCCCGCGGACGAUCAGGCAGCUCUCGCACACAUCAAUGCCGCGCUCGAGAGAGAACUCGAGGCUCGACAGCUCCUUGAAUCUUCCGCAAAUGCACCAGCUGCUGGACGGUCCGCUUCGAUCUCCCCCUCGGCAAGUCGCACACCACUUCUUUCCAGAUCCGGAACUCCUGGUGACGCUCGCGCCCCGUCACCAGACGUUGACCGCCAGUCACAGUCCUAUGCCGAUCAUCUGUUCAAGCUUUCCGAAACUGGUCGAUAUGCCGAGAUUCCUGCCGUCUUCGAAGCUAUGCUUGCCACGGGCGUCAAGCCCAUUGCUAGCGCCUACAAUGCUCUGCUGGCAGCCGCCAUUCACACUCCUAGCAGGAAAAUCGAGGUUGUGUCCAAAGCUCUCGAUGUGUACACAGACAUGCUUCGUCGACGGAUCUCACCGGAUCGCGACACAUACGACAUCCUGGUAGGCCUCUUGGCUUCUCGAUCACUGGAGGUCCUUCAAUUGAAGGCUGCGUUGGAGGACAAGCGCAAACGCUUCGGUGGCAUGGAUGACCCUGAUAGAUUCAUGCUCGCAUCCCACGAGUUUGAGCAUGCCAUUCUCUGUGAAGAGGACAGGUUGGAUCUCGCCAUGAAACUGUUCGAUUCCUCUGUUGAUGCCGGCGUCGCCACAUACUCUGCCGAGACGUACAAGAUGUUGAUUUCUGCCUGCGCCGAGUCCGGCCGUGUUUCGGAUAUGCUUGGGCUGUUUGAACACAUGGAGUUGAGCAAGACGAUUCCGUUUGCCUCAAUCUUCCCAACCAUGAUCACCGCAUUUGCUAAGCGCGGCGAUUUGGUCAGUGCUGUUGAGUGCUACGACGAGUACCGCAGCUUAGCUAUUGCCCAAGAUGGCGGCGAAGCCACCCUGCGCGACCGUGCCGACUCUGAAGUGUAUGCCGCCGUGAUUCAUGCAUACGUCGUCUCGGACAAGAUUGAAGGGGCUGUCAAAUUUUUCCAGAAAAUCGUCAGGGAGUAUGGCGUGCGCGCGGCGGAUAUCAAGGAUGCCUUGGUCAGCACCGGCUUUGUCAAGGGCCUGGUCUCACGUGGUAUUCACCAAGAAGCAUUCCAUUGGGCGCAAUCGAUUGAAGCCGAAGCUCGCUCGGAAGCCAUGGUCAAGAUUGCCACUGCCGCAGCUGACGGCAACGAUAUCAAGACGGCCACCGAAGCCUUUGUCAACAUCGAAGCAAAGGGCCAAUCACUCGUCACCCCGACCGUGGCUCUCUUGGCCAUGUUCAUUCGAGCGGGUGACGUUGCAGCUGCCGCCAAGUAUUGGCAGGCCCUUGCCAUCCCUGGGGUCAGAGCCAAUGCCGACUUCAUCGAGCCGGCUGCCAUGUAUGCCGUCGCUCUGAUUGGCUCCGGACGGGUUGCCGAGGGUUUGGCCGAGUCCGAAAUGAUGUUCCAGCGCAUCCGGGCCUCGGAUUCCGGGGCUAAUCCUCAGAUCGGCGAAGAGAUAGACGAGGGAGUUGAUUUCAUCCAGCGCUACAUGGAAAGCCGUGGGAUUGCCGAUGCCCGAGAGAGUAGCUCGCAAAUGUCAACAGCACCGCCGCAGACCGUCACAGUCUCACCGUUUUCGUCCACUCCCUCAGUCUCCAGCUUUGAGGAGAAUUAUGAUCCUCAUGCACACAACACGGACUUCAAGGGCUCUUCACUCAUUGCCGAUGACUUGGAAGGCGGACAGGGUCGAAAAGGUGGGCGUCUGGACGAAGCCCUUGGCCGGUUCCGCAACAUUCGUCGCGCUGGUCGCCAUCCCCGCUACAUCACGUACGCCAAGUUGAUCUCUGCAGCCGCUCGCGAGGGCAAAAUAGAUCUCUGUCACGAGAUUCUGGCCAUGGCUCGUGCCGACGUUCCCCUGAUGCCUCAGUACGCGACUGUCCGAUAUGGCUGGUCUUCAAUUCUUGACGCCAUGGUGGGAGCCUGCUUGAACCUGGGCAACAGAGGCCGCGCGGAGCAAUACCACCAGGAGCUCUUGGAGAUGGGAGCUGCCCCAUCGGCCAACACCUUUGGUCUCUACAUCACGACCUUGAAAGACUCGACCAAGACGUUUGACGAAGCCUCUGAAGCCGUUCGAAUUUUUCACCGGGCCAAGGCGGAAGGCGUGGAACCCAGCUCGUUCCUGUACAAUGCUCUCAUUGGGAAGCUGGGCAAGGCUCGUCGCAUCGAUGACUGUCUGUUUUACUUUGCGGAGAUGAGGGCAUUGGGCAUCAAACCGACGUCGGUGACUUACGGCACCAUCGUCAACGCGCUCUGCCGCGUCAGUGACGAGAAGUUUGCCGAGGAGCUGUUUGACGAAAUGGAAGCCAUGCCCAACUACAAGGCCCGGCCGGCGCCCUACAACAGCAUGAUGCAGUUCUUCCUGACCACGAAGCACGACAAGUCCAGGGUCCUCGCUUACUACGAGCGCAUGAAGGCCAAGGGCAUCGCGCCGACGUCGCACACAUUCAAGCUCCUCAUCGACACCCACGCCACGUUGGAGCCGGUGGACAUGGCUGCCGCCGAGCAGGUUUUGGCCACGGUUGGUGCGCGUGGCCAGUCGGAGCCUGUUCAUUACGCAUCUCUGAUUCACGCGCGCGGUUGCGUCUUGCACGACAUGGAGGGAGCCAGGAACUUGUUCGACUCGGUAGUCGGCAACGCGCUCGUGCCCGUCAACUCGAGCCUUUACCAGGCACUGUUUGAGGCCAUGGUGGCCAAUCACCAGGUGGAGGCUACAGAACCGGUGCUCGCUCAGAUGCGAAGACGAGGCGUGGAGCUGACUGCGUACAUUGCCAACACGUUGAUUCACGGCUGGGCCACUCGAAAAGACAUUGGUAAGGCCCGGGAGAUUUACGAGUGCGUCAGUCGAGAGAAGCGGGAGCCCAGCACCUACGAAGCCAUGACAAGAGCCUACUUGGCGGUUGAGCAACGUGACCAGGCCAAGGCCGUGGUGGGCGAGAUGCUUACCCGCGGUUAUCCCAGCGCUGUCACGAACAAGAGUUUGGAGCUUCUCGGUGGCGACGAGGCUGCGAGCGAAUAA